AUUUCCUUAUCUCAACCUAAAAUGCCACAAGGCCGAAGGAAAAUUCCCUUUUCAGGGAAACAGAAAAAACAACAAUUAAUCAACAAACGACAAGAUAAAGGAACUCCAAUAAAUUUGAUUAGAAAAAUUAGAGAGGAGACUGAAUCUGACAGUGUCAGUGAAGUCAGUGAGAGUGCUGGUCCUAGUCGAAUGGUAGACAACAUUCAAAAGAUUAAUUUGCAGCCAUUAAAAGAUCCAAAGAGUAAAGCGAAUCGUUAUGUUCUUCAGUUUCAUACUGAAUCUGCAAAGGAAAUUCGUGAAUUGCGAGAAAAGGCUCGACAAUCUUUAGAAUAUGCAAGUGACGUGCAAAUGGAGAUUGACGAUUCCUUCUUCGAUGGUUACGAUUUUCCUAAAAGACCUGAAUGGAACUACCAGAUGAGCAAAGCAAUUCUGAUGGCUAAUGAAGAGCGAUAUUUCUUUAAUUAUAUUAUGUCGUUGGAAAAGAAACAUUACGAUGUCAUGAAGCAACUCAGUUAUUGUGAAUUAAAUUUGGAAACGUGGAGACAACUUUGGCGAGUACUUGAAUUAAGUGAUAUCGUUCUAGUAAUUGCCGAUGCUCGUUUUCCAACAUUGAUGUUUCCUCCUUCACUUUUUGUGUACGUCACGAAGGAACUCAACAAGAAAGUUAUCAUUUUACUCAACAAAAUUGAUUUGGUUGAGAGUUCAGUUGUGUUGGCAUGGAAAAAAUAUUUUGAAGAGAAAUAUAAAUCAAUUAACGUUGUUCUCUUCACAUCGUGUCCAUCCUACAAUCUUCGUGGUGGGAAUAUUAACAAAUCUGGUUUGAAAAUCAGACGACGAAGAGGAAGAAUGCGAAUGGCAAGUGAAGGUGCACUUCAAGUCUAUCAAGCUUGUAACUCGAUUGUUAAAGAUCAAGUUGAUUUAUCAAGUUGGCAUGAAAAGAUUCAAGAAGAGAUGAAUGUGAAAAAUCAAGCACCGAUUGAUGAUGGCGAUGACGAGGAAAUUGAAGUGGAGAAAAGUCACGAAGAAGAAAAAGAUUUCGACUUUGAAGAGCAUGUUUUAUACAAGAAUGGAGUCUUAACGAUUGGAUGUAUUGGAUUUCCUAAUGUCGGCAAAUCAUCUCUGCUCAAUGCUCUCAUGGGAAAGAAAGUUGUGAGUGUUAGUCGAACUCCCGGCCACACGAAACAUUUCCAAACGAUUUUCUUAACUAACACAGUUCGUCUUUGUGAUUGUCCCGGUUUGGUUUUUCCUAGUCAAACUCCACGAACUCUUCAAGUUCUCAUGGGAAGUUAUCCAAUUGCACAACUUCGUGAACCUUAUGGAUCUGUAAGAUUCCUUGCUGAACGUUUAGAUAUUCCGAAGCUUCUUGCAAUUAAACAUCCGGAAGGUGACGAUGAAUGGUCAGCGAUGGACAUUUGUGAUGCAUUUGCACUCAAACGAGGUUUUUUGACAGCAAAAGCAGCUCGUCCAGACACAUAUCGCGCUGCUAACAGCAUCUUAAGAAUGGCGUUAGAUGGCAAAAUUACUUUGUCGUUGAAACCUAAAGGAUUCAGUGAAAAGAAAAGUUUCUGGGAAAAUCAUCGAGAAUUGGAAUCUGUAAAGGAAAUUCAAGCACUUGGCAAAGCUGAAAAUAAAAACGAUGCUGCUGACUUCUGUUCUGAUUCUGAAAAUGAAAGUUCUUUCCGACCUUCUGAUUAUGAAAUGAAACAAAAUUUCCAGAGAUCAAAGAAUGAAGUUGGACAUGAUGAUGGCGACAAUGAAGAGAGUGAAAGUGAUGAAGAGCGACAUCCAAAUGUCUCGAAUCCUUUUGAUCUUCUCGACAAUAGUCAAGAUUAAAUUGAAAAUCUUUAAAUAAACAAUUUUCUAAAAGAAACUUAAUUAUGUUUUCUUUAUUAAUUAAAUUAAUCAGGGUUUGUGAGAAGAUUUAUGGUACAAGAUUAGAAAUAUUCUUUGGCAAUUUAUUUACAGCAAAUUUUAAAAAUCUUUCUACUUAGUCAAUUUGAUGAAAUUUUUUAUCUAAUUUUCCUAAUUCCUAAAUUUAAUUUUCUUCUUCUACUUUGGACUAGGAUUUUGAAGAAUUUUCAAGUCCUGUUGAGGAUUUAAUGAAUUUAUUAACAAGCAAAAAUGUAAAACUAAUCUUUGGCCUUAGCUACACUAAAUUAAAUAAAAAUAUGCAAAUCAAAAAGAUUUUAAUUUAAUAAAUGAAGGAAAACAGAAAAUUGCGAAUGAUUCUUGAAGUUUAUGAAAUUCUUCAGAAUUUUUCCAAUUAAAAC
This is a messenger RNA of Clunio marinus, 2270 nucleotides long. NCBI's taxonomy places the organism in Eukaryota, Metazoa, Arthropoda, Insecta, Diptera, Chironomidae. The record is from the annotation of a GenBank genome assembly.